This is a messenger RNA of Lagenorhynchus albirostris (white-beaked dolphin), 5447 nucleotides long. It is a transcript of the gene MROH1, whose product is annotated as maestro heat like repeat family member 1. Gene Ontology annotation, molecular function: protein binding. NCBI's taxonomy places the organism in Eukaryota, Metazoa, Chordata, Mammalia, Artiodactyla, Delphinidae. Bases 81 to 5252 code for a protein of 1723 amino acids. The transcript is spliced from 44 exons. The record is from RefSeq and is a predicted model, not a curated record. Gene Ontology annotation, cellular component: cytoplasm.
CGGCAGGCGGGAGGGCGGAUGCCGGGCUGCGGCUGCCGCGGCUCCUCAGAUGCUUUCCAGAAAGGGGAAACACCUUGCUGAUGCCACCAGCUUCAAACCAGUCCUCUCCAUCUGCUUUCUGUCUGCCUGGGAUUCCUGGAAGCUUCUGGUUUGAAGACAGCUGUCCAUGUUCACACCGGGCGAGAGGAAGCCACGCCACAGCAAUGAGCGAGUCAUACGUGAAGAGGCUGUUCACCAUUCUGCUGGACGCUGUCACCGACAAGGACCCUCAGGUGCAGGAGCAGGUGUGUGGCGCCCUGUGCGCCCUCGGAGAGUCACAGCCUGAGGAGGCUCUCCGCGCCUGCGAGGAGCACCUGCGGCUGCACGACAAGCUGGCGCAUCCGUACCGGACGAUGAUCCUGAGGGUCAUGGAGACGGUCGUGAGCAGUCACCUCGGCGAGCUGGACAAGGGCUUGGCCAGGGCCAGCAUCCUCCUGGCCUCCAGCGAGAUGACCAAAGUGAAGGAACUGGUUUGUGACUGGCAGCAGGCCGCCAGCAACGUCCUGGUGGCUUUGGGAAAGCGUUUCAUCAGCAGCGUGAUGGAGGAGAUACUGAGCAAGUUCCAGCCUGGGGUCCUGCCGCACCAUUUUGUCGUGCAGACGCUCGCCAACCUCUCCGUUUCCAAUGUGUUCGGCGUGGUGCCCUUCCUGACGUCCAUCCUGAGCACCAUGCUGCCCAUGCUGAGUGCAGCCAAGCCCGACUCGAUGAGGGUGGUGUUCUGCUGUGCUCUGCAGCGCUUUAGCGAGAGCACCCUGGAGUACCUGGCCGACCUGGACCAGGCCCCCGACCCCACGGUCAGGAAGGAUGCCUUCGCCACUGACAUCUUCAGCGCCUACGACAUCCUCUUCCACCACUGGCUGCAGAGCCGGGAAGCCAAGCUGCGGCUCGCUGUGGUGGAGGCCCUGGGGCCCAUGAGCCACCUGCUGCCCAGCGAGAAGCUGGAGGAGCAGCUCCCCAAGCUGCUGCCUGGAGUCCUCGGCCUCUACAAGAAGCACGCCGAGACUGUCCACGUGUCCAGGAGCCUGGGCCAGAUCCUCGAGGCGGCCGCAAGCGUGGGCAGCCGCACGCUGGACGUCCAGCUUGACUCACUCCUGGCUGCCCUGCAUGCUCAGAUCUGCGUGCCCGUGGAGUCCUCGAGCCCCCUGGUGAUGAGCAACCAGAAGGAGGUGCUGCGCUGCUUCACGGUGCUGGCCUGCUGCUCGCCUGACCGCCUGCUGGCCUUUCUGCUGCCCAAGCUGGACACCAGCAACGAGAGGACCCGUGUGGGCACCCUCCAGGUCGUGAGGCACAUCAUCAACUCGGCCGCUGCGCAGAUGGAAGUCAAGCAACCCUUUAUUCUCUCCUCCAUGAAGCUUCCUCUUCUGGACACCAACAGCAAGGUGAAGCGGGCCGUGGUGCAGGUGAUCAGUGCCAUGGCCCAUCACGGCUACCUGGAGCAGCCUGGAGGCGAGGCCAUGAUCGAGUACAUCGUGCAGCAGUGCGCGCUGCCCCCUGAGGCAGAGCCUCAGAAGCUGGGCGCCAACAGCGAGGCCCUGGCGGCAGACAGCGUGCGGGCCAUCAGUGUCAGCACCCUCUACCUGGUCAGCACCACUGUGGACAGGAUGGGCGACGUCCUCUGGCCAUACCUGUUCGAGUUCCUCGUCCCCGUGCGCUUCACCGGGGCGCUGACCCCGCUCUGCAGGAGCCUCGUGCACCUGGCCCAGAAGAGGCAGGAGGCAGGGGCCCACGCCCUCCUCAUUCAGUACAACGGCAACGUGACCCUUCCAUCUCCCUACGCCAUGGCCACCAGGCUCCUGGCUGUGUCUUCCAGCCCCUACCUGGGGGACGGUCGCGGGGCGGCCUCGCUGCGCCUCCUGAGCGUCCUUCACCGGGACAUCCAUCCUAUGCUGGGUCAGCGGUGGGCGACCGCCAUCCCCCUGCUGCUGGAGCACCUGGACGGAUAUACGGAGGAAACCCUGUCGCGGAAGGAAUGGGAGGAGAAGCUGCUGAUGUUCCUUCGCGACACUCUAGCUGUUGUGUCUGACAACACGUGGAUUUGCCAGCUGAGCCUGGAGAUGUGCAAGCAGCUACCCAGCUACAACGGGACGCCCCUGGAGAAGAACUUCCUGUAUAAAUGCAUAGGAACUACCCUGGGUGCUGCUUCAAGUAAGGAGGUGGUGAGAAAGCAUCUGCAGGAGCUGCUGGAAACCGCCCGAUACCAGGAGGAGAGCGAGCGUGAGGGCCUUGCCUGUUGCUUUGGGAUCUGCGCCAGCUCCCACCUGGAUGACACCCUGGCCCAGCUGGAGGACUUCGUAAAGUCAGAUGUGUUCAGAAAAUCCGCCGGCAUUUUCAACAUUUUUAAGGAUCGGAGUGAGAACGAGGUGGAGAAAGUGAAGAGCGCGCUGAUCCUGUGUUACGGGCACGUGGCAGCGCGGGCCCCCCGCGAGCUGCUGCUGGCCAGGGUGGAGUCGGACAUCUUCCGGAACAUGUCCCAGUGCUUCAGCACCAAGGUUCUGGGGAUAAAGGUAGAGACCAAGGACCUGGGCCUGAGGCUGUGCCUCGCGCAGAGCGUUUGCAUGGCCAGCCAGGCCGUCCGCAGCAGCUCCCACGGCAGCUCCUUCCAGCUCCUGAGGAAGCCGGAGCUGGUGGCGCAGAUGAUGCCAGUGCUGUGGCCAAGGGCCAUCCCGCGGCUGCUCCCCCAGGAGUUCAUCAAGGCCGAGCCCUCGGACUCCCUGAGGACGCCCAUGCGGAAGAAGGCCAUGCUCGCCUGCACUUACCUGGCCUCCCUGGAGCCGGCGCUGGAGGGGCAGGCGCAGGCGGACCUCAUCCACAGCUGCCUGCACAGCAUUAUGGCCGUGCUGCCUGAGCCCGAGGGGGUGGACAGCCACCAGGAGCCCCUGUACCUGGACACCAUGCAGGCCCUCAAGGACUUACUGACAAGCCUCCUUCAGCGAAACAUGACCCCCCAGGGCCUGCAGGUCAUGGUGGAGGUGUGCGCACCUGAGCCCAUGGAUCAAGUCCCCGAGGGGCCACGAGCGGGUGCGGGCGCUUGGCCUAAGCGCCUGCCUGCUUCAGCACUUCCUGAAGCACCUGCACAUCAGCCACCCGCACAUCUGCCUCUCCAGGCCCUGGUGCCCUUCCACAACCUGGGCCUCCUCCUCGGCCUCUUCUCCCCACGGUGCGCGGACCUAUGGCCUGCCACCCGCCAGGAGGCUGUGAGCUGUGUCUACUCCCUGCUCUACCUCCAGCUGGGCUACGAGGGCUUCUCCCGCGAUUAUCAGGACGAUGUGGUUGAGCAGCUCCUCACCCUCAAGGACGGCCUGGGGCACCCUGACCCCGCCAUCCUCUUCCACACCUGCCACAGCGUAGCCCAGAUUAUUGGCAAGCGCCUCCCGCCAGAUCAGCUCAUCAGCCUCUUGCUAACGCUGUUUGAGGGCCUGGGAGACCCCGACCAGAACUGUUCCCGAGCCGCUGCGGUGAUCGUCAACUGCCUGCUGAAGGAGCGGGGCCACGUGCUCCUGGAGAAGGUGCCCGAGAUCGUGAGCGUGCUGUGCUCCAAGCUGCAGGAGACCCACGGGGAGCACGUUCUGCAGGCCGCACAGCACAGCGUGUACGUCCUGGCGGCCCGGCACCAUGCUGCCGUGGUGUCCAGCCUUCUGGGCAGCCCCCUGCCCUUUGACAGCCACACCUGCACCCUGUGGAGGGCGCUGGCCGUGGAGCCCGGCCUCGCCACACAGGUCCUGGGGCUGCUCCUGGAGAAGAUGAGCGGGGACGUGCCGUUCAAGGAGAGCCGGGCCUUCCUGCUGAGCAGCGCACCCGACCGCGUGGCCACCCUGCCGCCCCUUGCGGCCACCUGUGCACUGUACGAGGUUGCGUCUGCCCCGGCGUCUGGGCCGGCGGUGCUGGAGCUCUACCCCCAGCUGUUUGCGGCGCUGCUGCUGCGGGUCAGCUGCACCGUGGGUGUCCAGCUGCCCAGGAACCUGCAGGCCAAGGAGAGGAAGAGCGCCAGCUCAGGCCUGGCCUCGCGGAGCCUCGAACCCUGUAGGACAGGUGUGUGCCUGAGCUGGGAGCCCUGCCAGCCGCACCCGUGUCUCCACAGCUCCGCAGUGGAUGCGCUGCAGGCCGUGCUUCUCCGAGGCGGCAACGAUGACGUGGUGCAGCGCAUGGAACUGGAGGGGGGCUGGCAGCUGCUCAGGACCUCGGCUGGGCACGAGGAGGGGGUCACCCGGCUGGCCAGCGCCAUGGCCAAGUUCGCGGGCCCCCGGCUGCCCCUGAUGAUGAAGGCGCUCUUCGCCACACAGAGCAGCGUGUACGAGAUGCAGAGGGUCAGCUCCACAGCCUUCCUGGCCGAGCUGCUUAGUAGCAACACGGUGAACGACCUGAUGCUCCUGGAGUCCCUGCUGGACAACCUGCUGGCGCGGCAGAAGGACACGUGCGCCCGUGUGCGGAGACUGGUGCUCCGGGGCCUGGCCAAUGUUGCCUCGGGCUCCCCGGAUAAGGUACGGGCCCAUGGCCCCCAACUCCUGACGGCCAUGAUCGGUGGGCUGGACGACGGGGAUGACCCGCACAGCCUGGUGGCCCUGGAGGCCAUGGUGGGCCUCGCGAGGCUGCUGGACCUGGUGGAGGCCUGGGACCUGCGCUCGGUGCUGCUGCACGUUGCCAUCCGCAUCCGGCCCUUCUUCGACAGUGAAAAGGUGGAGUUCCGUUCUGCGUCCAUCCGCCUCUUCGGCCACCUCAACAAAGCCUGCCAGGGGGACUGCGAGGACGUCUUCCUGGAGCAGCUUGUUGGCGGGCUCGCGCCCCUGCUGCUGCACCUGCAGGACCCCCAGCCCCCAGUGGCUGCUGCCUGCAGGUUCGCCUUGCGCAUGUGCGGCCCCAACCUGGAGUGUGAGGAGCUGGCAGCCAUCUUCCAGAAGCACCUGCAGGAGGGCCGGGGCCUGCACUUCGGAGAGUUCCUCAACACCACCUGCAAGCACCUGAUGCACCACUUCCCCGACCUGCUGGGCCGCCUGCUGAGCACCAGCCUGUUCUACUUCAAGAGCAGCUGGGAGGACAUCCGCGCCGCGGCCCCCAUGCUCACAGGGUUCCUGGCACUGCACGCGGAGGCUGAGCGCCGGCCGCAGGUGGACCUGGAACAGCUCCUGGCGGCGCUCCAGCUCCUGCUCAAGGACCCGGCCCCCGCGGUGCGCGUGAAAGCUGCGGAGACUCUGGGCCGCCUGGUGAAGUUCGCCUGAGGCUCCCGUGGCAGCGCUGCCCCUACACGCAAUACCGGCCUUGCCGGCCUGAACCGAACCUCCGAGAUGGGGCCCUAAAGGAGCCCCCUGCCCGAGGGGAGCCCCCAGGCCCACACAGCAAGGGGGGGCCGGGGCCACGAGGGUGGGCACGUCGCUGUCCCCCCCCUCCCCAAUAAAGCCAUUUGCUGCUCAGCA